AUGAAUCAUUUAAUGAAAGGAUAUAUGGAUACAACAACAUCGUUAUCAGUAUUUAUUCAAGCAUUUAAAACAGCAUUAGAUUCUCAUAAAGAAUAUAUUGAGCUUGAAAUUUAUCGACAAGAUAACAAUAAUAUUACUUUUCAAACUACCAGUCCUUAUGAAAAACAAGCAGCACAUUUUUUAACUCGAUAUACUUUACGUAAAACACAAGAGCAACUUAUUCAAUCACUUAAUUAUAAAUAUGAAACUACUGAUAAAUCUUUACCACGAUCAGUUACAUAUUGUUCAAGUUCAGAAAGUUUUGAAUGUAGUUGUGAAUAUACUCAAUUUUCAGGCUUUAUUUGUUGUCAUAUUUUUCAUACAGCAAUACAAUUAAAUCUCGAAGAACUUCUUACAUCAUUAUUUUACUUAAGAUGGCAUAAAAAUAUAUCUGAGCUCAAACUAGCACAAUGGUAUCAUGAAUUUUAUUCAACUACAACAUUAGAAAUCAAGACUAUAGAGUUAAAUCAGCAACCUUCAGACGAUAAUAGAAUUAAUAAUCCAUUAAUUGCAAAAACUAAAGGUGCUCCAAAAAAGCGAAAAACGUCUGAUGUAGAAAAACAAGUAUCAAAAAAGUCAAAACCAAUUAACAAACAAGAACGAAUUACUAUUAAUAAAGAAAACAAACAAGAAAAUUCAUUAAAAACUUUAUGUUUAGAAUGUAACGUAUUACUUAUAAAUCAGUUAAAAAAACAAAAAG
Scutellospora calospora is the source of this 739-nucleotide messenger RNA. The record is from the annotation of a GenBank genome assembly. Lineage: Eukaryota; Fungi; Glomeromycota; Glomeromycetes; Diversisporales; Gigasporaceae.